AUGAUAGGUCACGUCUUCCUUGCGUCGCUCGCUUUACAAUGGCUGGUCCCGGGGACCGCUGCUUCGCCCACUGGCCACCAGGAGCGCGGCCUCUUCGAUACUGAAUUUGACUACGUGGUCGUCGGCGGCGGCACGGGAGGCAAUGUCAUCGCCACGCGUCUGGCACAGCAGAAAUUCAAGGUCGCCUUGGUGGAGGCCGGAGGCCUUUACGAGCUGGAAUCGGUGGCCGCCGUGCCCGCAGCCGAUGUGCUCCCUGUCGGCUCCGACCCCAAGACCGUCGCCCUCCACGACUGGGGGUUUGUCGCGGAGAACCAGCCCGGCGCCAACGGACGGUCGAUCCACUACGCUCGGGGGAAGUGCUUGGGUGGAUCGUCGGCGAUGAACUUCAUGAUUUAUCAACGGCCGACGCGCGAAUCCAUGCACGAAUGGGCCACUACCGUCAACGACAGCAGCUAUGAGUUCGACCAAGUGCUGCCCUACUACAAGCGCAGCGUGGCCUUCACGCCCCCCAACACCGAGCUUCGGUUCAAGAAUGCCACGACCGAGUAUCACAGCAGUGCGUUCGAAUCGAGCGGAGGACCGCUGCAGGUGUCCUACGCGAACUACGCGAUGCCGUUCUCGACUUGGAUGGACCUUGGCAUGCAGGCCAUCGGUAUCAACCAGACCCAGGACUUCAACACCGGCUCUCUCAUGGGCGGGCAGUACUGCUCCUCGACCAUCAACCCCAAGGAUGAGACGCGGAGUAGCUCCCAGUCGUCCUUCUUGACCUCCAUCAAACCCUCCACGUUGACCACGUACUCGAACACGCUCGCCAAGAAGAUCAUCUUCGACAGCAACAAGAAGGCCACCGGUGUGCAGGUCAAGGGCGCGCUGGGAAUCAUCUCCACCAUCAAAGCGAAGAAAGAAGUGAUUGUGUCGGCUGGUGCCUUCCAAUCCCCUCAGCUUCUGAUGGUUUCGGGCGUAGGACCGCAGGAGAUUCUGGAGCAGCACAACAUUGCGGUCGUCGCGAACCGUCCCGGUGUUGGCCAGAACAUGUGGGACCACCCUUUCUUUGCGCCCUCGUACCGUGUCAAGGUGCAGACCUUCACAGCUAUCGCCUUGAAUCUGCUGGAACUGGUCGGCCAAUUCCUUAACAUAGUCACCACAAGAUCAGGCCCCCUGACCAACCCCAUCGCCGACUACCUCGCCUGGGAGAAGAUCCCCGCCAGUUUGCGCUCGGCCUUCAGCCAGCAGACCGAGAAGGAUCUCGCUACCUUCCCCAGUGACUGGCCCGAAGCAGAGUAUAUCUCCGGCGCCGGGUAUAUCGGCAACCUCUCCAACCUCCUGACGACGCAGCCUCGCGAUGGCUACCAGUACGCCUCCAUGCUGGGCGUGCUCAUCACCCCGACCUCGCGCGGCAAUGUGACGCUCAAGUCCGCCGACACCUCGGACCUCCCCAUCAUCAAUCCGAACUGGCUGGACACGCAGGCCGACCAGGAGGUGGCGGUGGCGAUGUUCAAGCGCAUCCGUGCGGCCUUCCAGAGCCAGGCGAUGGCGCCCGUGGUGAUCGGCCAGGAGUACAACCCGGGCGUGCAGACGCAGACGGAAGCGGAGAUCCUCGAGUUCAUUAAGAACAACGUCAUGACGCUGUGGCACGCCGCGUGUACGUGCAAGAUGGGGCUGGCGAGCGACGCGAUGGCGGUCGUGGACCACGAGGCGCGCGUGUACGGCGUUCAGGGCGUGCGGGUUGUCGAUGCCAGCGCUUUCCCGUUCUUGCCCCCGGGCCAUCCCCAGUCCACCGUUUACAUGCUGGCGGAGAAGAUCGCCCAGGCCAUCAUCGACGGCUCGACCUAA
Aspergillus fijiensis CBS 313.89 is the source of this 1833-nucleotide messenger RNA. Its product is annotated as GMC family oxidoreductase. The transcript is spliced from 5 exons. The coding region runs from base 1 to 1833 and encodes 610 amino acids. Gene Ontology annotation, biological process: secondary metabolite biosynthetic process. Gene Ontology annotation, molecular function: flavin adenine dinucleotide binding; oxidoreductase activity, acting on CH-OH group of donors. NCBI's taxonomy places the organism in Eukaryota, Fungi, Ascomycota, Eurotiomycetes, Eurotiales, Aspergillaceae. The record is from RefSeq and is a predicted model, not a curated record.